Messenger RNA from Ectocarpus siliculosus, 333 nucleotides. The record is from the annotation of a GenBank genome assembly. Lineage: Eukaryota; Phaeophyceae; Ectocarpales; Ectocarpaceae.
AUGCAGACUUUCCAGUCCCACAUGGCGACCGAGAAAAACUUCACGAGCGUCCUCAAGGGGAUAGAGCUGGAGGAUCCCCGCCCAAACACGACUCAAAUCGACCCACAGCUGCAACUCCCAUGGCCCUUCUUGCUGCGGCUGAAGGUCAACACUUUUGCCAUACCCCUGGGGCUCUCGUCUCAGGCCCAGCUGUGGGGCUCUCUCUCGCGUUCGUCGCUACUCGAAUCGGCGCUAGGACGCGGGAUUCCCGAUGUGAUUCAGCAGAUCUACUGGGUGCUGGCGUUAUCUCUGUUGGCCGUUAUUGCCCUCGGCUACUUCUUGAAGGUGGGCUAA